Messenger RNA from Euleptes europaea (tarantolino), 2702 nucleotides. RefSeq names its product proteasome 26S subunit ubiquitin receptor, non-ATPase 2 (gene PSMD2). Bases 135 to 2690 code for a protein of 851 amino acids. NCBI's taxonomy places the organism in Eukaryota, Metazoa, Chordata, Lepidosauria, Squamata, Sphaerodactylidae. Gene Ontology annotation, molecular function: enzyme regulator activity. Gene Ontology annotation, cellular component: nucleus; proteasome storage granule; proteasome complex. The transcript is spliced from 21 exons. The record is from RefSeq and is a predicted model, not a curated record. Gene Ontology annotation, biological process: proteasome-mediated ubiquitin-dependent protein catabolic process; regulation of protein catabolic process.
GGGAGAAUCCGGGCACCGGGGACGACAAGCUCUCGGGGCCCUGGAGCAAGGACAAGAAGGACCCCAACGCCUCCGCGGGGGACAAGGAGCAGGAGCUGUCUGAAGAAGACAAACAACUGCAGGAUGAGCUGGAGAUGCUCGUGGAGCGCCUGGGGGAGCAUGACACGUCCCUCUACCGGCCUGCCCUCGAGGAGCUGCGGAGGCAGAUCCGUUCUUCCACAACUUCUAUGACUUCUGUGCCUAAGCCCUUGAAGUUCUUGCGACCGCAUUAUGGCAAGCUGAAGGAAAUCUAUGAGAGCAUGACUCCAGGGGAGAACAAGCGGUUCGCAGCUGAUAUAAUAUCUGUUCUGGCCAUGACGAUGAGUGGAGAGCGAGAGUGCCUGAAAUAUCGGCUGGUCGGGUCCCAGGAGCCUUUGGCUUCAUGGGGGCAUGAAUAUGUCAGACACCUUGCCGGUGAGGUGGCGAAGGAGUGGCAGGAGAUUGAUGAGGCAGACAAGACCCAGAAAGACACUCUUCUGACCUUGGUGAAGGAGAUUGUGCCAUACAACAUGGCCCACAAUGCGGAGCACGAGGCCUGUGACCUGCUCAUGGAGAUCGAGCAGAUGGACAUGCUGGAGAAAUAUAUUGAUGACAAUGCCUACGCCAAAGUCUGUCUGUACCUGACCAGCUGUGUCAGCUACGUCCCAGAGCCUGAAAACUCUGCCCUCCUCCGUUGCGCCCUCAGUAUCUUCCGCAAGUUCAAUCGCUACCCAGAAGCCCUGCGCCUGGCCCUCAUGCUGAACGACAUGGAGCUGGCAGAGAACAUCUUCAUCUCCUGCAAAGAUGUGGUUGUUCAAAAGCAAAUGGCCUUCAUGCUGGGGCGCCACGGAGUCUUCCUGGAGCUCAGCGAGGAUGUGGAAGAAUACGAGGAUCUCACCGAAAUCAUGUCCAACGUCCAACUCAACAGUAACUUUCUGGCCCUGGCCAGGGAGCUGGACAUUAUGGAGCCCAAGGUGCCAGACGAUAUUUAUAAAACUCAUCUAGAAAACAACCGGUUUGGCGGCAGUGGCUCCCAGGUGGACUCGGCUCGCAUGAACCUGGCCUCAUCUUUCGUGAACGGUUUUGUGAAUGCCGCUUUUGGGCAGGAUAAGCUCCUGACGGAUGACGGCAACAAAUGGCUGUACAAGAACAAGGACCACGGGAUGCUGAGUGCUGCGGCUUCGCUAGGGAUGAUCCUGUUGUGGGACGUUGACGGGGGGCUCACACAGAUUGACAAGUACUUGUAUUCUUCAGAAGACUACAUCAAGUCAGGGGCACUCUUGGCUUGCGGCAUCGUGAACUCCGGGGUACGGAAUGAGUGUGACCCUGCUCUUGCGUUGCUCUCCGACUAUGUCCUCCACAACAGCAACAUCAUGAGGAUCGGAGCCAUCUUUGGGCUCGGGCUGGCCUACGCUGGCUCCAACCGAGAAGACGUCCUGACCUUGCUUCUGCCUGUAAUGGGGGAUUCCAAGUCCAGCAUGGAGGUGGCAGGUGUGACAGCCCUGGCCUGCGGAAUGAUUGCUGUGGGCUCCUGCAAUGGAGACGUCACCUCCACCAUCCUCCAAACCAUCAUGGAGAAGUCGGAGACGGAGCUGAAGGAUACGUACGCCAGGUGGCUGCCUCUCGGCCUAGGCCUUAACCAUCUAGGGAAAGGUGAGGCCAUCGAGGCGAUCCUGGCAGCGCUGCAGGUUGUGUCCGAGCCCUUCCGUAGCUUUGCCAACACGCUCGUGGAUGUCUGUGCCUAUGCAGGCUCCGGCAAUGUGUUGAAGGUCCAGCAGCUGCUCCACAUCUGCAGCGAGCACUUUGAUUCCAAGGAGAAAGAGGAGGAGAAAGAGAAGAAGGAGAAAAAGGACAAGGAGAAGAAGGAGAGCCCUGCCGACAUGGGGGCCCAUCAGGGCGUGGCAGUGCUGGGGAUUGCGCUCAUUGCCAUGGGGGAAGAGAUCGGGGCUGAGAUGGCUCUGCGCACCUUUGGUCACCUGCUGCGAUACGGGGAGCCGACCCUUCGCCGAGCGGUGCCUCUGGCCUUGGCCCUCAUCUCGGUCUCCAACCCCCGCCUUAACAUCCUGGACACCCUCAGCAAGUUCUCCCACGAUGCUGACCCCGAGGUGUCCUACAACUCCAUCUUUGCCAUGGGCAUGGUGGGCAGCGGCACCAACAACGCCCGUCUGGCCGCGAUGCUAAGGCAGUUGGCACAGUAUCACGCCAAGGAUCCCAAUAACCUCUUCAUGGUGCGGCUGGCUCAGGGCCUGACGCACCUCGGCAAAGGGACCCUCACCCUCUGUCCCUACCACAGUGACCGGCAGCUUAUGAGCCAGGUGGCGGUGGCGGGCCUCCUGACCGUGCUGGUGUCCUUCUUGGACGUGCGCAAUAUAAUCCUGGGAAAGUCCCACUAUGUGUUGUACGGCCUAGUAGCUGCCAUGCAGCCACGCAUGCUCGUGACCUUUGACGAGGAGCUGCGCCCCCUGCCGGUGUCUGUGAGAGUGGGGCAGGCGGUAGAUGUGGUGGGCCAGGCUGGCAAGCCAAAGACCAUCACAGGCUUUCAGACUCACACGACGCCCGUUCUGUUGGCCCACGGCGAGCGGGCGGAGCUGGCCACGGAGGAGCACCUGCCCGUCACCCCCAUCUUGGAGGGCUUUGUUAUCCUGCGGAAGAAUCCCAACUACGAUGUCUGAGGUGGGGGUGGG